UGACGCAAUCGCGCCAGCCCGUUUUCCCCCUUCAUGGUAAGAUGGCGGAGGCUGCGGCGGUUCCUCCGCAUCGCUUCUUCUGUCACUGUUGUAAAGGCGAAGUGAGCCCCAAACUCCCGGAAUAUAUCUGCCCAAGAUGUGACUCGGGCUUCAUCGAGGAGGUGACGGAGGACUCCAGUCUUCUGGACAGUAGUUCCAAUGGCCUUGAUGACACAGCUUCACAGUUUGCAGAGCUUUGGCAGCUUUUGUUUGUGGAGCGGCCGUUCACGGUGGACCUGGACAGCCCUGAUUCAGAGCCGCGGGUGCCCGGAGGCGGUGGGGGUUUGGGUCUGGGCGGGGGGCCGUUUGGCGGGUCUGUCCCCGGUGGCCUAGGUGGGGGCCUCGGGGGUCCGUUAGGAGGAGGAGGAGAACACUGGGGGCCCGGCCGUCCCCCACGCUUACACACUCAGAGGAGAUACCGGUCCAGAGGAAGCAGCCGACCGGAUCGAUCUCCAGCUGUAGAGGGAAUAGUACAACAGUUUCUCGCUGGACUUUUUGCCAAUUCAGGAGUUCCGGGUUCACCUCCACUGUCAUGGACAGGGAUGCUGCACUCGAACCCUGGUGACUACGCCUGGGGGCAGGGGGGUUUGGAUGCCGUCAUUACACAGUUACUGGGUCAGUUUGAGAACACAGGUCCUCCUCCUGCAGACAAAGAGAAGAUCUCCUCCCUCCCUACAGUCAUCGUCUCUCAGGAACAGGCCGACAGCAAUAUGGAGUGUCCGGUGUGUAAAGAGGACUACACGGUCGGAGAGCCGGUCAGGCAGCUGCCCUGUAACCACUUCUUCCACAGCGACUGCAUCGUACCCUGGCUAGAACUGCAUGACACGUGUCCCGUCUGCAGGAAGAGUUUGAAUGGAGAGGACAGCAGCAGCAACCAGCCUCCGACAGAGCCAUCCCUUAACACUGACCCCCGCACACAGGAGAGAUGGUCCUUCUGAGACCCCUGCGCUUCGUCUCGUCUCUGCUCUCGCUCUCUCGCUCGCUCUCUCUGUCUGACUCGCCCUGAGAGUUUGCCGCUGUAAGACGAUGUCCAGGCGACGCCUUUUAAACGCGAGGCCUCCUGCUUUUCUUCCAGUGGCGCCCUCGAUGUUGAUCGGUCAGCAGUAGGUGACCCUACGGUGCUCUUAAGUGAGCUCUCCGCACAAAAGGUGACAGUUUUUCAUCUUAAAAAUGCAGUUUAAACACAGGAUGGAGGAGAUUUCAGUCGCAGCGCUUCACACGGAGAAGAUGCUCACCUGAAAAGUUCAAAAGGCGUCGUCUGAACACUCGGCUUUCCGUCUUAAUGCUGACCCCUCUCUCUCUCUCUCUCUCUCUCUCUCUCUCUCUCUCUCUCUCUGUCUCUCUCUGUCAUCUCUCUCUCUCUCUCUCUGUCUCUCUGUCUCUCUCU
Messenger RNA from Pygocentrus nattereri (red-bellied piranha), 1426 nucleotides. It is a transcript of the gene rnf115a, whose product is annotated as ring finger protein 115. The transcript is spliced from 9 exons. Gene Ontology annotation, biological process: ubiquitin-dependent protein catabolic process; protein ubiquitination; positive regulation of DNA-templated transcription. Lineage: Eukaryota; Metazoa; Chordata; Actinopteri; Characiformes; Serrasalmidae. Gene Ontology annotation, cellular component: cytoplasm; nucleoplasm. Gene Ontology annotation, molecular function: ubiquitin protein ligase activity. The record is from RefSeq and is a predicted model, not a curated record. The coding region runs from base 42 to 977 and encodes 311 amino acids.